Molecule: messenger RNA, 993 nt
Organism: Penaeus chinensis
Lineage: Eukaryota; Metazoa; Arthropoda; Malacostraca; Decapoda; Penaeidae
Product: U-scoloptoxin(01)-Cw1a-like
Exons: 4
Coding region: 64-543 (159 amino acids)
Cellular component (GO): extracellular region
Molecular function (GO): chitin binding
Source: RefSeq, a predicted model, not a curated record
CUUCUGUCCCGGCUGAUCUGGUCUUCUCUUACAUCCUAAAAUUUACUGUUUGAUAUAUAAAAAAUGUUUGUUAAGACGGUGUUGAUUGUUGGGUGCGUUGUAGGUUUGGCCUGGUGUCUGCCGAGAUCAAAGCGUGACUCGACCCCGACUGAGUACGAACUGCCCAGCAACGCGACACUUGUCUUAGCAAGUUCUCUGAGAACCGGUUUCACGUGUGACGAACGAGUUUACGGCUACUAUGCAGAUACAGAGAACAGCUGUCAAGUGUUCCAUGUGUGUUAUCCUUACGUUGACGUCGACCUUCUCAUCAAAGUGAGGAUGUUCUCCUUCAUAUGCGGUGAAGGACUUGUAUUCGAUCAGUCGAGGCUGGUUUGUGACCUCCCAGAAAACUCCAUUUCUUGCGACGUAGCUACUCAGUACUUCGAUAUCAACAAUUACUUUGGACGAGAAGACCUCAAUUUCGGGGAAGGGCAAAUCCCCAAAGCGCCUGAGAGAGAUUUCCAGAUACAGACUUUUGCUGAAUUCAGUCGGAAUCUACAGUAGAAUAGUCAUUUUCUCUGUUUAAGCAUUUAUGGUAUGAGAAUGUGAGCCUAUUCUAUGACUCCUUAUAAGUGUUUCUUCUAAUAGUUUACUUUAACGCCGCUGAGCGGCGAUUAUUUUUGUUUUUAUGCUACAUAGAAUAUUAAUUUUAAGUGUAGUUUGUUUGCCAAAUGAAGGUCAGAUUUUGUUAAUAAUACAAUUUAUCAACAAUCGACACAAGGAUAAGACAACAAUAGGAAUGUCUUUCGGUUUUCCAUUUUAGAAUAUUUCUAAAUUUACUCUAAAAUAUAUCUGAUUGCUUGUCUCUAAUUUCUUGCGUCUUGAGUGAAAAUGUAGGCUGGUCCUACCGUCUUUUUGUUUAUUUUUACUUUUGUUUACUUUACAUGAAAAUACAUACACUAUACAUCAUUGAUGUUACUUUGAUGGGUAUUUCAAAAUAAAGAUAUAAUAAAU